Caenorhabditis remanei is the source of this 981-nucleotide messenger RNA. RefSeq lists its product as uncharacterized. The transcript is spliced from 3 exons. The coding region runs from base 1 to 981 and encodes 326 amino acids. NCBI's taxonomy places the organism in Eukaryota, Metazoa, Nematoda, Chromadorea, Rhabditida, Rhabditidae. The record is from RefSeq and is a predicted model, not a curated record.
AUGGAACUCCCCGCAGACUUCCUACCAAAAGUUGCGCCAUUCCUCGGUUACGUGGACCGAGUCAACCUCUCCAAAGUCAACCGUGCUCUCCAGGAUGAAGUCAAAAGUUGGAAGCCGGAAGUGAAAUACAUCGAAGUACAGUGUAACCAAAACCGAUCAAUAAUGACGUUAGAUGGGAUACAAGUACAUUACGAGAACGUGGUUCAACCCGGUGGACGACCAACAACAACAUGCAAGGUCACGCACGUGGGAAGACGAUCGAAGAUGCUCCAGAAUGCCAACCAGCUGGAUUUGAUCCUUAGUGACGUUGAGACCGUUCUCCGAAAUCCUAAAGCGCAACUGGAGAAGUUCGAAGUAUUUUCAACAACAGGAUUCGAACAGAAGAUAAUUGAGAAGUUGGGCUUGCUUGUCCCUCAAAUCGAAGCAAAAUCCGUGAACCUCACCAUGCACUGUUCAGCAGGUCAAGAAACAAUUUUGUCUAGUUUCCAAUCUGGAGUUCUGGAGUCAUUGGUCUUGAAUGACAUGAAUUGUCCAGGAAUCGACUGCGGAUCGCAUAUCAACUUAGUGACUGGAUUGGAACAGUGUCAGCGUGCAAAACGAGUAACAAUCUUCACUCAUUCUCUGCGACCAGCCAAUUUUAAAUUAGAGAAUUUGACUGGAGUUGAAAUCUUGGAUAUGAAGUUCCAGCGAGAACAUUUGACGAUGUCAAUUGCAACUGCUGAGAACUGGUUGAACAUUCUCCGGCAGGAAACAUCAGAUCUGCCAGUCUUCAAAGUGGAAGUUCCAUUCGACUUCCAGCUUCAGGAUUUUGUCAGACAUAUGAGAAACGUCACAGGUCUUGCAGUUCAACACCACGGCAACAUGUGUGGUCUCAAUAUUGCUGCGAAACCCCAUGACUACCUGGAAAUGAUUCUCCAGUUGACUCCCCAUGCUCUGUAUGGUACUUUGAGGAUUACACGCAAAUUGCGCGUACGUGCAUAG